This is a messenger RNA of Onychostoma macrolepis, 2513 nucleotides long. Its product is annotated as transmembrane protein 271-like. Lineage: Eukaryota; Metazoa; Chordata; Actinopteri; Cypriniformes; Cyprinidae. The transcript has a single exon. The record is from RefSeq and is a predicted model, not a curated record. The coding region runs from base 349 to 1137 and encodes 262 amino acids.
UUUCCCCUGAUCUCCAGCCUCCAGCCCAAGUUCGGUCUCAGUGCUGCAUGAACGCACGGAGAGAGAGGGAGUACACUUCCCUCUCCAGCAUCAAACGAGAGGGAUGCGCAUCAUCGCCUUAGGGGACUGGAUGGAUGGAGCGACAGGGUCAUGAAGGUGACCGCAACCUCUGGGUUGGAUUUAGGGGGCCGUUUCCGCAGAAGGAGCCUAUCCAUAAUUAAUAAGAGCGAGUCGGAGAUCCUAGAACCGAAGCGCAACCACCGGCAAGUCAUGUCACCAACUGACAGCGCUUCCAGAGGAGCUGACGAGGAGGACAAAGGAGGAUGAAGGAGGCAGAGGAGGAUUAUAAUGAAGCUGAGUGGCAAAGGACUGUGCACCAUCGUCUCCAGCAGUCUGCUCUUCGUGUGCGCCCUGAGCGCCGUGGUCGUGGGAUUCAAAUGCAUCGCGUUGGGCUCCAGGGUGCGAGCGCACUUCCACCUGGCCACCGCGGCCGGCGCGUUUUAUUCGGGCAUCCUGGUGACUCUCGGGCAGGUCCUGAUGGGGGUGGCGCUGGUCUUUUGCCGAGGCAAUCCCAGGUGUGCGAAUUUCUUCCUCUUUGGGAUCUUAGUGUUUCUUUUGGGGGUCCUGACGGCGUUCUCCGGCGCGGUGGUGGAUGGCGACACGGUGUCCCUAGUAGAGAGGAAGUACGCGCACUAUUGCCAGGACUCUGUGGAUGUAAACCCGGCGUGCGACCGGCUCAAGGUGUACCAGCGGGGUCUGGUGGUCUCCACUAUCCUUAACACUCUGGAGUGCCUCCUGGGGCUGAUGAACCUGGUGAUCAUCAAGCGUUACCAAGCGGCGCAGUUUCACCGGAGACGCCGGGCGCAGAGGCGGAGCGCGCGGAUCGUGCUCAACGAGGAGCGCGACUUCGCGGUCACGGAGUUCCAGCCGGUGUCCUACAUCAACUUGGCGGUGUUUCACGCGUUAAACAAUGCUGACGGGGAGGUGCACAGCCGGGGCCACCCAUCCAUGGAGCUGCCGGGCUAUUCGCCCGCCAAUCCGGAGCUUAAUCACACGUACCCGUUUUCUUACCCGCUUCACAACGAGUUGCCACCUGCCUACGAGGACAUAUUCCCUGGAGAAUCGAGCAGCAAAUAGCAAAGAAGAGGAACCGAGUUGCAGUUUUGCAGUGACAAUCACGCAUUCGGCACGCUGAACUUGGAAUCGACACGAUUAUUUCUAUAUUACGGUGACCAGCUGUUGCCUAAUGUACUUUUUAAUUCAGUGGAGGUUACAGCCAGCGCUCUGAACAAACCCUACAGUUGUUCAUAAACUACAAAACGAACCCAUGAGAAGGUAAACGUACUGAAAGGAUUAAAUAUACAUGAAAAAUUAGUUUUUGACUGAUCGAUUGUAUUCUCAGUUCAUCCCUUGUCUAAAUCCCAAAGGUUUGUGUACAGGAUUCCCAUUGGAAUUUUUGGAAUCUAAAGGAUCCUGAUUUUCUUACAGUACUCCAGCAGGGCACAAAACAAAAAGAAGUUACCAAUUGGGUGAAAAGAACUAAUGAGAAGGUAAACGUACUGGAAGUAUAAAUGAAACCUUUUUCUUUUCUUUUUUACCUUCCUGAUUGAUUGAUUGAUUGAUUGAUUGUAUUCCAAAAUAAUCCCUAGUCAAAAUCCUAAAGGCUUGUGUACAGGAUUCAUAGAGAUUUUUUCCAUAUAAUUGACAAGCACCCAACCAUAAAGGAUGUGUUUUAAGGGAUUUCAACAGGAGGCAAAACAAAAAGAAGUUCAGGACAAAAAGAGCCUUUGAUAAAAGGUAAACUGAAAGAACAUUUGUUUUCUGACUCCUUGUUAAGGUGUGUGAUGAUUUAGAACUAAUCAACUAAAUUGUCCCUGUAGGACAUCAAAAGUAUUCUGAAGGGCCUGCAGUGAGACGUCUUAUAUUCAGCCUUCAUCCCUGAUGUUUCAGACAAAAAGCCACUGCUGCUGGCCACGUUAAAAUGACAGGCGUUACCCAUCGGACAGAACAUUUCUGUUUAGCACUGUUGUGACUGUGGGAUGUUAUUUAUGUUUCUGCAUCAUGUUGUUCCAGAAUAACAGGGGAACAUGCAGUUCUUCUCUUUUCAGCAGUUUAUGCACAGCAUGUCAGUUGUAUGGUUAUCCUCUAGUCUAGUGUAUUCAUUGGAGGUUACCACCAACACUUCAAGCCAUUGAAGUAAACAGAGUGAAAUAAGAGUUUCAUUUGUUUUUUGACCAUCGUGACCAGAUCAACUCUAGUCCAUUUGUACAAAAUGUAUGUUAUAGUCCAACAAAAAAAUGUCCAUCAGGACCAGCAAAAAAGUACCUAACACCUAUCAUUGUCCAGUAGCAAGAAACCUAUGAAAUUCCAAAUAGCACUCUAAGAAUUCCUGUAGGAUUUGUUCUUUAGGAUCAACACUAGAAUUUGAAGUUUCAUUGGGAAUCCUGUACACCGUAUUUUUUGACUAGGGAUGCACAUGUAUUUUCUCGAUGUGGCUCUCUUGUUUUCCCUCA